Molecule: messenger RNA, 1227 nt
Organism: Stylonychia lemnae
Lineage: Eukaryota; Ciliophora; Spirotrichea; Sporadotrichida; Oxytrichidae
Source: the annotation of a GenBank genome assembly
AUGAAAAAGACUCUAUACUAUAAAAUUUUGGGAGGUUUAGGCAUAGGCUCUGCAGCUUAUUAUCCAAUCAAGAUCUCCAACACAGACUUCUAUUAUCAAAAGACUGAGGAAAAUGAGAAAAUUCUUAAACUCUGCAGUCAGCAUUUGAACAAAUAUAUGCCUUCGUUACAUUUACUACCUCAUGGAGCUUUCUAAGUAGUCUGGAAUUUAAUAGCAGCAAAAGAUAGGCAUUACAAGAUCUAGUAUUAAAGAGAUGUACUUACUAUGAGCGAUGGAGGCAGUAUUUCAGUUGAUUGGGCAUAUCCAUCUGAUGAAGAUUUGUAAGAUUAAAAAGAAACUAAAAUCUGCAUGAUAUUUCCUGGGUUAAGCGGUGAUAGCAAUAUAGGCUAUGUCAAAUGCCUAGUUAAGCAUCUUACUUAAGAAAAAGGAUAUAUAGUAGGAAUUUUUCAUAACAGAGGUAUCGAUACUGAGUAUACAUCACCACAUUUUGCUGAUAUUAGUAGUUCAGAAGAAAUGGAUGUAGCUCUAAAGCAUAUGAUUAAAAAAUUUUCAGACAAACCUAAUCCUCGCUAUGUUGGAGUGGGAAUGUCUAUGGGUGCUAAUCUAAUGCUAAAAAUAGCUGGUGAGUAAGAGGACCGUUUCCCACUAGAGGCUAUGGUUUCCCUUAAUAACCCAUUUGAUAUCUGGCUUGCAAUCAAUCUAAUGAGAGGGAAACCUUACGAAAAAUUUCUAGCAAUAGAAUUAAGAAAAAACACCUUGAUAAAAGAAGGUGUUUCUGAUAAAGAACGAGAAAUCUUCAAGGAAAUGCAAUAGAAAUAUAAUUUGGACUAUGAGAGACUUAAAACUGUAGAUUCUUGGAGAGACUUUGAUGCUCAUUUCACUCUCAAGGUUCAUCCUUAAUUCAAAUCUGUAGCAUAAUACUAUUAUGCGGCCUCGUGUUUCAACGUUAUUUAAGGAAUCAAAAAGCCAACUUUGGUUAUUCAUUCAAAAGAUGAUCCUAUUAUACCAAUAGAAUGUUUGCCAUUGGAAGAUUGCAUAGCAAAUGAGAAGUUGAUAAUGGGCAUAGUCAGAAAAGGUGGUCAUGUUUGCUACUUUUAGGGUUUUAAGGGCCAAAAACGCUGGUAUCCGCAGGUUAGCAGUGAGUAUCUCGAAGCAGUUCUUAGCCUUAAAAAUGAAUCUUAGCAUGAAUCAUAAGGGUUAUCAUUCAACCGCCGAGUUGCAAUCUGA